AUGCGGAGUGUGAUUCAACAACGGGGCUUCUGCAAAAGCCAAAUUACUCGUGCGCAUAAUAAUGCCUUAAAAUUUGUUGAUGACAUUCAAUCAGUGCAAACAAUAGUUGUCCGCCUGGCGCAACUACAGGAAAAUUAUUUGCGGUUCGUACGGCUCUCGGAAGAGCUGUAUGCAUUUAAAUCGGAAGCCGAUUGGGAGAACCCUGACGAGGAUUUUGACGCAUAUGAGGACAAACAUUAUGCUACACACGCUAUUCUCAGCAAUACUUUGGAGGAGUUGAGACGGGAUGUCACCUCAAACAGUAUUGAUGCCACAGUUCAAGCCGCAGGCACACCCCAGAGAAGUCAUGUCGAUUUUCAUUUCAUGAGCCUUCCGAGUGCUAUAAAUUCAAAUAUCGGCACAGUGCGGAAAAUUGCCGAUGGUGCAGACGAAGUUAUUCGUGGUCUACGAGCUCUUAAUUGCGAAGAGAGGGAUCCCUGGCUAAUUUUCAUUCUACUUUCAAAAUUAGAUAGCGAUACCCGCCAAGCCUGGGCUCAGUGCGCAGAAUCCGAGGAAAAAGGUGUGACCAUCAACCGAUUCUUGAAAUUUCUCACAUCACGCUGCGAUACGUUGGAGGCUUUUGAAUUAACUCGAUCAACCCAAGCUCGACGCGCAGCUACCACGCACCACGCAGACACGCAUCCAAGACGGGAAGAGCCGAAGUGCACAUCGUGCCAGCAGAAUCACCAACUGUUUAAGUGUCCUCAAUUCAUCGCACUCGACAUUGCAUCUCGCCGAGACUUCCUCAAAUCAAGAAAGCUCUGUUUCAAUUGCCUCAGCCCGGCUCAUAUGGUGGGCAACUGUACAUCGAGGCAUACUUGUCGGAUCUGCCGCCGCAAGCAUCAUACUUUGGUUCAUGGCUCGUCGCAGCCAAUUCAAAAUGGCAACAACAUUGACACAGCAAGUGUUGACAGCCGCGAUCGACCAGCAGUCUCACAUGCGGGAUCUACAAUUGGCCACAAUCAACCGCUAGCUCGAGAAGGUCAUCGCUUGGGAAGCGAGACUCCCGCGGAAAACAACUUUACGCAUCAUACUCUGGAGAAUAUUCCGGCGGCUGGUUCUCAGACUCUGUUGCCAACCAUCCUUGCUGACGUCAUCGACGCCUGGGGAAACACUACAACCUGCAGGCUGCUCCUGGACACUGGAUCUACAAUAACCUUGGCAUCGGAAUCAUUUGUUCAGCGAAUAGGCGUGCGUCGAACGCACGCACGGAUUUCUAUUCUCGGUCUCGCCGCCAACAGCGCGGGCGUUACCCGAGGACGCGCACAUAUCAAGCUGCGCUCUCGUCAUUCGGGCCAAACUGUCGAAUUGGUCUCGUUCAUUCUCACCUCGCUGACGUCAUCACUUCCUGCCCAAGUUAUUGACACCUCAUCCUCUACGUGGAGGCAAAUCUGCGAGCUUCCUUUGGCAGACCCAACGUUCUGCACACCUGGAGCAAUCGAUGUCAUUGUUGGAUCGGAUCAACUUUGGUCUCUAUACACAGGAGAUCGGAAACACUUUGGUAACGACUUUCCUAUCGCUCUCAAUACUGUAUUUGGUUGGAUUCUUGCAGGCUCUUACUCUGCAUUCGAUGAUCACCCUACUUCUGCGGUUACUCAUCACGCGGACCUAGACACGAUGGUUCGUUCAUUCAUGGAGAUGGACAGCAUUCAGCCUAACCAGGCUCUCCUGGACGCCAGCGAUCCCACAGAGCGUCAUUUUGCUGCCACACACAAGCGCUCGACGGACGGGGUGUACGUCGUCGAGUAUCCCUUCAAGGAAAAGGCACCGCCUAUUGAUUCGACCUUGCCACAGGCCAUCAAUCGCUUCUUCUCGCUGGAACGCAAAUUUCGUCGGUAUCCAGAAUUGAAGCAGCAGUACGAAGCUUUCCUGGACGACUACUUGCAACGUGGACAUAUGGAAAAACUGACCUCGGCUCAGGUUGAAGAGUCCCCAGACACCUGCUUCUAUUUGCCGCACCACGCUGUCAUCAAACUGGACAGUCUGACUACCAAAUGUCGUGUAGUUUUUGAUGGAUCAGGAAAGGACAGCUCUGGAGUAUCGCUCAAUGACAGACUACAUAUUGGUCCACCGAUUCAACGCGAUCUUUUUGGCGUUUGUCUACGCUUCCGGCAGCACCAAUAUGUUUUAUGUGCAGAUGUCGAAAAGAUGUUUCGAGGCAUUAAAGUCUUUAAGCCACACACCAAUUUUCAGCGCAUUGUUUGGCGCACGACUGAGAAUGAACCUCUGCUUCAUUUUCGCCUGCUGACGGUUACCUACGGAUUGGCACCGUCACCAUUUCUGGCUGUUCGAGUUCUAAAGCAACUUGCCGACGAUCAUGGCCAUGAAUACCCUGCAGCAGCUCACGCUCUUCUGCACGAUGCCUAUGUGGACGAUAUCCCGACAGGCGCCAACACAUUCGAGGAGCUUAUGAUUCUCAAGGACGAGCUUAUAGCCCUCUUGGAUAAGGGAAAAUUCAAGCUACGCAAAUGGAGUUCUAAUAGUUGGCGUCUUCUGAAAUCAUUACCAGAGGAAGAUAGAUGUUUUGAACCUAUCCAGCUCCUCAACAAAUCAGCUGCGGAUUCACCUGUCAAAGUUCUUGGUAUCCAAUGGAACCCUGGGAAGGACGUCCUGUAUCUCAACCUAAAGGGAUGCGAUGCGACCAUUUCUCCGACGAAAAGAGAACUCUUGUCUCAGCUAUCAAGAAUUUAUGAUCCGCUUGGACUGGUAGCGCCGGUCACAGUUCUACUCAAGCUAAUCUUCCAAGAAAGCUGGACAAGUGUCCUGCAGUGGGACGACCCCAUACCUGAAAGUCUACGUACGCGCUGGAGAGCCUUAGUAGAGGAUUUGCCAGCACUUACGCAAUGCCAAGUACCACGGUAUAUUGCGUCACCAUUUCGAGAUGUUCAACUACACGGAUUCGCCGACGCAUCCUCGCACGCCUACGGUGCGGUAGUUUACGCUCGAGUUGCAGUUGGAUGCAGCUUUCAAGUAACUCUGGUUGCCGCCAAAACACGGGUGGCCCCGAUCAAGCCCGUAUCAAUUCCACGUUUGGAGCUAAACGCUGCGUUACUUCUAUCUCGAUUGCUUUCUAUUGUCAAAACAUCACUAACAAUUCCUCUUUUCAGCACGAGCUGCUGGACAGAUUCAGAAAUUGUGCUACACUGGCUUUCAGCUCCCCCUCGACGGUGGAACACCUACGUCUGCAACCGAACUUCUGAGAUAUUGAGCGACUUUCCCCGUAGCUGCUGGAACCAUGUUCGCACGGAAGACAAUCCUGCAGAUUGUGCUUCCCGAGGACUUCAUCCGUCAAAGCUUCUGGAGCAUCGACUGUGGUGGAAAGGUCCGUCUUGGCUGGCCACACCCACCUCUGAGUGGCCACCUUCUACAAGCAAGUUCAGCGUAUCUUCAAGUUUCGAUGUCAACACCGAAGAACGAGCCAUAAAGCCCACGACUCUACAUAACUUUCCUGAUGAAAGUAUACACGAGUUACUCAUCCACAAAUUCUCAACCUGGACGCGUCUUAUAAGGGUAUCUAGCUACUGUCAUCGCUUUAUUCACACUCUUCGAUCCCAUCAUAGGAAUUCGGCACCAUUCCUUACGUCUGAAGAGUUGCUGGACGCACAGCGCCGACUUAUUCGACAUGUGCAACAAAAAUCCUUUGCCAGAGAAUAUGAGCAGCUAGAGAAUCGACGCCAGCUUAACGCUAAAUCGCAUCUUAUCCGGUUUUCUCCGUUUCUGGAUGAUUAUGGAGUAAUGCGAGUCGGUGGGAGAAUCGAGCAAUCUACACUCAACUAUAACGCCAAGCACCCGAUUCUGAUACCUAAAGAUACACCACUAGCUGGACUCCUGGUUCGACAUUUUCAUGUCUCCUAUCUGCACACUGGAGUUGAUGCAACGUUCACCAAUCUUCGUCAGCAGUACUGGAUUCUGGGAGCCCGCAAUCUCGUCAGAAAGGCAGUCUUCCAAUGCAAAUCCUGUUUUCUUCAACGAAAGGGCACAAGCAACCAGAUCAUGGGAGAGCUACCAAUUCCUCGAGUUCAAGCUAGCCGCUGCUUUCAACACACAGGGCUGGACUACGCUGGACCGAUCGCAAUCAAGGAAUCAAAGGGAAGAACUCCACGCAUCGGAAAGGCAUGGUUUUCUAUUUUCGUGUGUCUCACUACAAAGGCACUUCACAUCGAGGUUGUUAGUGAGCUAACUACACAGGCUUUCAUCGCAGCCUUUCAACGAUUCAUUGCCCGCCGAGCGAAGCCUACUGACCUGUAUUCGGAUAAUGGAACAACAUUUCAUGGAGGCAAGAAAACUUUGGAUGACAUGAGACGUCUGGCCAUUCAACAAGCCAAAGAUGAGGAACUAGCAGGAUUCUUUGCCAAUGAAGGGAUUUCUUGGCACUUUAUACCCCCGUCUGCUCCACAUUUUGGAGGGAUGUGGGAAGCUGGAGUUCGCUCAAUUAAACUCCAUAUGAAACGAAUACUUGGAUCAAAGGCUUUAACGUUUGAGGAGCUCUCUACUGUCCUGACCCAAAUUGAAGCUAUCCUGAAUUCACGCCCGCUGUGCCCAACUGGGGAUAAUUCUUUGGAUCCACUGACGCCUGCUCAUUUUUUGACUGGAUCUCCGUAUACUGCAUUGCCUGAACCCUGUCGUCUGGAUAUGCAAGUCAAUCGAUUGGAGAGGUGGAAUCAGCUGCAAGCCAUGGUUCAAGGCUUUUGGAAAAGGUGGCAUAUGGAAUACCUGACAUCUCUUCAUGAGCGGACAAAGUGGCAUCUGGAAACCGAGAAUCUGAAGAUCGACACACUGGUAGUACUCAAGGAGCCCAAUCUACCGCCCUCUAAAUGGAUUCUUGGCCGCAUCACAGCAGUGCACGCAGGAAUCGACAACAAGGUCCGAGUCGUUACAGUGAAGACUGCUCACGGAUUAUACAAACGCCCAAUUGCCAAAAUCGCUGUACUGCCUCUCUGCUGA
Molecule: messenger RNA, 4983 nt
Organism: Drosophila simulans
Lineage: Eukaryota; Metazoa; Arthropoda; Insecta; Diptera; Drosophilidae
Exons: 2
Coding region: 1-4983 (1660 amino acids)
Biological process (GO): proteolysis; DNA integration
Molecular function (GO): nucleic acid binding; aspartic-type endopeptidase activity
Source: RefSeq, a predicted model, not a curated record